Trichomycterus rosablanca is the source of this 3528-nucleotide messenger RNA. RefSeq names its product sphingomyelin phosphodiesterase 4 (gene smpd4). Bases 163 to 2595 code for a protein of 810 amino acids. The record is from RefSeq and is a predicted model, not a curated record. Gene Ontology annotation, molecular function: sphingomyelin phosphodiesterase D activity. Lineage: Eukaryota; Metazoa; Chordata; Actinopteri; Siluriformes; Trichomycteridae. The transcript is spliced from 20 exons. Gene Ontology annotation, biological process: ceramide biosynthetic process; glycerophospholipid catabolic process; sphingomyelin catabolic process.
AUUCGCUUUAAAUAUAAUUUAUUUAUGUAUUAGUGUGUAGGAGCAAUCUUGUUUUUAAAUUGUUAAGAGUUCCCGUGAGGCGCAUUUUAGCUGCUUUGUAGCUAAGCUAGCUAACAGUGGCAGCAGAGGAACAUCACUGCUUGAUCUGCAGUCCAGACCACGAUGGCUGUGCCUGCUGCCAUGCCUCAGCCCAGUUACCUCCUGGCAAAUCUGAAAGCAGACUGGACCAGCAAACCACUUCCUCAGCGAUGCCAGGAGCUGGUCAAGGUGAUCGAUGAUUAUCCAGCUAAGGAGUUACACCUGGUGUUCCCGUGGCUGGUUGAGAGUAUUUUCGGCAGCCUGGAUGGGGUGAUCGUGGGCUGGAACCUGCGCUUUCUGCACCCCCGCAUGAACGAAUAUAACCUCGUCAUGGACUUCCUGCAUCCGAGCGGCCCCAUGAUGAAGCUGGUGUACAAGCUGCACGCCGAGGACUACAAGUACGACAUCCCCAUCAGUUACCUGCCCGGUCCCGUGAAGACUUCGAUCCAGGUGGGCGUUCUCCCCGAUUGCCCCCUGUUCCACAAUAAGCUGCAGUUCCCCGUGUCGGGCCUGCUGACGCUCGAUGCGUUCGAGUACUACAUGUUCAACUUCGCUUCCAGUCUAAUCGCACCAAAGAACUACGCUCUGGGCCAGCUGGCGUGCUCUUCCGACAGCGCGUACUUCGUCCUCGUCGAUGCCUACCUCAAACACUUCCUACCCACCGAGGGGAACGUGCCCCCGUCUCCGUUCUCCGAUCCCAGGGGGUCUGUGGCGUCUCCUGCUCCACGGUCUCCCAGCAUGCCGUACGUGGGCUACGGCGUCCACAGCAGCAGUCUGCUGAAGCGUCACAUCUCCCAUCAACCCUCGGCGAACGCCGACCCCGCCGCCCAGGAGUUCUGGAGAUCCGAAACCCUUCUGCAGGUGUUUGUGGAGAUGUGGCUCCAUCACUAUUCUCUGGAGGUCUACCAGAAGCUGCAGUCUCCUCAGGUGAAGCUGGCGUUGCUGCAGUACCGCCUCAAUAUGUCCAGCAUGCUGUACCAGCCCCCCGCCCCACCAGGCUCUGGGACCCUCCACACAUACCAAGAGCCCUUCAGUCCCACGGAGGAGCACGUCCUGGUGGUGCGUCUGCUGGUCAAACACCUCCACGCCUUUUCCAACAGCCUGAAGCAGGAGCAGACGCCCUCCUCGCCCUCCACGCACUCCCACGCCAGCCCGCUGGAGGAGUUCAAGAGGGUGGUGGUGCAGAGAUUCGUUCAGCAGAAGCUGUACGUCUUCCUGCAGCACUGCUUCGGUCACUGGCCUCUCGACGCCUCCUUCAGAGCGGUUUUGGAGACGUGGUUGAGCUAUAUCCAGCCCUGGAGGUACACGGGCGAUCAGAAGCCAGACGCCCAGAACCGAUCCGUACCUGAGAAAUGGGCGUCAUUCGUCCACGAGAAUCUUCUCAUGUACACCAAGCUCUUCCAGGGUUUCCUCAACCGAGCCCUGCGGACCGAUCUGGUCAACGCCAAAAACGCGCUCAUGGUCUUCAGGGUGGCCAAAGUGUUCGCUCAGCCCAACCUGUCGGAGAUGAUCCAGAAAGGAGAGCAGCUGUUCCUGGAGCCCGAGCACGUCCUCCACCACCGGCAGGCACGCGCGUUCCUCUCUCCCGCGCACGGGGGCAGCUUCCUGUCCUCCCGCCAGCCCUCGGGGACGGACGCCGUCUUCAAGGUCAAGAGCCACGUGUACGGCCUGGAGGGGCAGGAGUGCCAGUACAAGCAGAUGUUCGGUACGGAGCAGCGCGGCGUGGUGCUGAGGCUGGUGCAGAUCAUAGCCCAGGCCCGGCAGACGGCGAAGCGGAUCUCGGAUCAGUCCGCCGACGUGGCCGCCAACACCUCCUUCCUGUCGUGGUUCAGCACCAGCUCCUCGGAUCCCAACGCCUUCGGGGGAGGAGAGACGGACGAGACGGGCGAGUGUGUGAGGAAGACCCACGAGUUCCUGGACAAGGCUCUGGACUACCUGUGUGAGAUAUUUCGGCUGAAUUCGGGGCAGGUCUCUCAGCUGACGGCAAAUCUGACCUCGACAGAAGACGACGGCGAGUCCAAGCUGCCCGACUGCAUACUGACCGAAAACGGCCUGGAGCUCACCGACCUGGGACGGAUGCAGAUCAUCAACGGCCAGCGCAGAUUCGAAAUCGGCUAUCGAGGGGAUCCAGAGCUCCAGCCAAUCAGAAGCUACGAAAUCGCCUUCCUGGUGCGCCUGCUGUUUCGGCUCUCGUCCCUCAUCAACGAGAGGUGGGGAGACCACAUGGAGGCGCUGUGCUCCCGGCGGGACUUCCUGGGCCGGAUGGGCAGACGUCACCUGAGCGAGAGACGGCGCGGGGGUCCGGCGGCGCGCCCGGCGAGAGGGGGGUUCCGGAGGCCCCGGGUCAGUCUGAGGGCGCUGGCCAGCUACCGUACGCUGCUGACGCUGGCGCUGCUGUACCUGCUGUUCGCCCUGUUCUCCUUCGGCCUGCUGUCCAGCACCGCCCUCAUCCUGACCGCCUGCCUGGUGUACGAGCUGCUGCUCCUGCUGCUGUCUGGUAAACUCAAGGCUCGGUAGCCACGCCCGCUGGAAUGAACGCGGCCCCGAUACCGAACUGUCUGGAGUCCUACGUGACUGGCGAGGGAGGGAUCGAACGUGGGAAGCUUUUACUGUUUUAAUUUGGGGGGGGUCGGGCGUGGUCGGGCGUGGUCGGGGUUGCUACCAACCUAGCCGGGCAUCCAACAGACACAAUUGGUCAUAUUUAAGGAAUAGAAUGAAGGUUGGAUGAGGCUUCUAAUAUAUCACACCGCCACUGUGAUAUGCCAAUAAAACGCCACCACACUUCCAUCCUUCCAUUUCCGCAUCGUCCCAUUUGCCUCACAAUUUAGUCGUAUCCAGUUCCCCACGUGCAUCUCCUCCACUGCUGCAGACCCCCUUGACCCUUUCGCCUCAGGAUCAGGAUCACGCACCGCUCUCCAUCAUUCACCGUCUCUGCGCAGCACCGCCACCAGCCAGCAGAGGUCGCAGUCGCAACUGCAGCAGCGAUUACGAAUCUCUUCGUCCCUCCCGCCCUCAGACACAGCCUGUCUCGUCUGUAUUAGGUGCCUGACUGGUUGUUGAUCAUCCCAAUCCAAAACCCUGAUCGUGACUGUGGAGUCUUCUCUCGUUUGUCACUAUAACAGACUCCACUCUCCUGGGAAGGCUUUUUAUGAGAUUUUGGAGUGUGACCAUGGAGAAUUUGGGCGCAUUCUGUUAAAAUCGCAUUUGUAAGGUCGCCCUCAUCGAUCCGUGGAGGUCAGGACGUUCUGAAUCGUUCUUUAUGCCUAGUUAUUUAACGCUUCGUGUUUUUGCGUACGCUCGGACGCACCUAAAGAUUCUCCGCGUGUUUUUUUGCUGAGAGGUUUGAAACCGAGCGCAUCAGUUUGGCACUGAAUAUACGUUCGUAAAUGUUCACUGUUUCUCUUUUUCUUGAUUCGACUGAACGUGGACGAUUAAAUUAUUUUUAUUUGA